AGAUAGUGUGUCGGCCGCGCGGCGCGACCCAGAAGCGAGAUGCGCGCUAAACGCACCAACGCUCCCGGGAACCGUUAGCAUAUUGAAUUAGAAAUAUGUAACUCUUGCACGGACAGAAGCCGAGCGUCGGGCCACACGUCCACUGCUUUUGAGUCCGCGUCGUGCAAUCGGUCGCUGAACCGUUUGUUUACCGGAGCCGGUGCGGAGCAGCAACUAGGUGUAGGUCAGCGAUGGUGGGGAGCCAGAGCCGCUGAUCAGUGCGCCGCCACCGACUGCCGCGCGCGCGUCCCUCGCGGAGACAUGGGCCUGAACCCACCGGCGUGAGCGCAGUACCGGUUCCAAAACAAAUCGAAAGUGACCCCUUUCCCACUGUUGUGACUCAAUGAUGACAAUUUAUCGGUGAUUUACAGUAAAAAUCCGUGCUAGUGCUAGAAGAAAGUGGCCAGUUUUAAAGGAUUUUCCAGGUGUUUAGCGUGGAUUCCUCAAUCAUGGGCUCACGUUCCCGCACCAGACCUCGGGCAUGGAUUUCAAUAGUGCUUCUCCCAUUGCUGCUGAAAGGCGUAUACGCGCAAUGUCCAUGGGAAGGCGCCCCUGCGCUUCAAGCGGCGUGUGUUUGCGCACUUAACUUGGCCAGAGAAAUAUCUGUUCAGUGCGAUCAGGUGGAUUUCGUAGCGCUUUUAGCUGCACUAAACACGAGUGCUCGAGGUACAGCAAUAGACCUUCUCUACAUAAAUAAUUCAACAAUACCAGUCCUUAAAAACGACAUGUUCGCCAAUCUCAAAAUACAUAAUCUUCAAAUAUCGGGCUGUAAUAUCAAAAGAAUAGAAGACGAUGCUUUUAGAGGUCAAGGGCCGUAUCUAAAGAAUUUAAACCUACAAGACAAUGAAUUGUCCGAAGUGCCAGUGAAAGCUCUUAAAAUACUAACAAAUCUCUCUUUACUGGACGUGUCGAAAAACUUUCUAACUCACAUCGAAAAUCAUUCAUUUAUUACUCUACGUAAACUGACAACUUUGAAAAUAUCAGACAAUAAUAUAACUUUGGCCGAUCAUGCACUAUCAGGUUUGGAGAGCUCGUUGAAAAACCUCAAUCUUAAAGGUACCAAGCAAAAGGUUGUUCCUGAAUGUAUCAGAGGUCUCCGUAGUUUGGCGUUCUUGGAUUUGUCACAAAAUAGCAUCAGAGAACUCCCGGGCCCUGAUGGCAGCCGCACCUUUGAAGGAUUAGAAUCGCUUACUGCACUUAACUUGGAAAGGAAUCUAAUUGUUAACUUAAAAGAGGAUGCCUUCUCGGGCAUAAAAACAACUCUAAGUUCAUUAAGUCUUCUCAACAACUUAUUGCCAGAAUUUCCUACAUCAGCAAUUGGAACUUUGUCUGAUUUGCGGGUUUUAGACAUUGGAUUCAAUUUACUUAAUAAGCUGCCUGUCGAAGCUUUCCUGAAAAAUCCAGCGAUAACAUUGUUAGCUUUGGAUGGAAACCCAUUGCCAACUGUGCCAGUGGAAGCCUUCGCCCAUCUAAAUCAAACACUACGUGGCCUAAGCUUAGGCGGAAGAUUUUUGAACUGUGACUGUCGCUUACGUUGGAUUAUAGAAUGGAUUCGAAAUGGAGAACUGCAAGUUACAUCACGUGAACGAAAUCCCCAAUUUUGUGGCAACCCUCCACAUUUUAGAGAACGUGGAUUUUACAGUUUUGAGCCUAAUGAGUUGGUGUGUGACCAUGAAACAACUACUGCGUCGGUAAAACAGACAACGACAAAAAAGGAAAGCACUGACUGGAAGAUGACUUCAGCUACUAUAAUAUCUUCGACAACCUCUACCACACGGGACAAUAUCAUAAAUGCUACCACAUCAUCCACUACUACAACGAGCACAGCUUCUGAUAGUGGAACUUUCAGUAAGAGUAUGCAGACCACUACUACCAGCACAGCGCGCCCGAGCCGCAUUCCCUCUGUGAGGCCCGCUGCACCAACCUGGCGUCAUGCUCCUAAUCAACGCCCUCCACUGGUCAUGAAUUUUCCUCAACAGAAACCUAAAAUAGAUGACUCCAAUGAAGUCAUUGUUAAGAAUGCUUAUAGACAAGAUAACUCUGUCAUUAUACAGUGGGAUUCGGAUGUAGCGAAUAUCCUCGGAUUUCGAGUAGUUUAUCGACUUUUCGGAGACAAAAGCUUUAAACAAGGUCCACCCUUGGAGGCCAGCGAACGAGAAUUUAAAAUUAAAAACGUUCCCUCUCAGGAAUGCAUCGUGGUCUGCGUUAUCUCCCUGGAGGAGGUACACGUGAGUCCAGAGACAGUGCCGUACUCACAGUGUCGAGAAGUACGCACAGUCUCAGCCGCAGCCUCCAACAUGGACAAGAUUACGAUAGCGGCGAGUGCUGCCAUCUGCGGCACUAUCGUCGUGGCAGUACUCGUCUUUGCGGCUGCUUCACGUCGCCGAUCUCGGACCGUCCACCGGUUACAUACUCAGGCAUCCGAAAAACUACCUAACCCUUGUUGUGGCGGUCUCACCGGCACACCAAGUCCAAGCGGUCCGCUGUCGUCGCUGGCAACACUUGGCGCCUUUGGAAAGCAACGUGAAUGGGAUCAAGUGUCAGCUUACAGCUCACGUUCGAUCCCGCGAGCGCGUACUUUCACUGAACCGACUCACCCUGAUCCUCUACCGGGGCGUCCAGGCCGCGCUCGUUCCCUCGCAGAUGGUCAAUCGCAGCAUAGCUAUUCACAAUCGGGCCGAUACGGAGCUCCUGGAUAUCCAGGAAGCAUGUUAGGAUCGAGAACCGAUCUUCGACAAUCUCGUCAAUCUUUAGGAGCGGCAUCAGAACGAGCGUCUCGUUUGUCGUUAAGCGGGGCGGCCGGCGGAGCCACCGGGGGCACGGCGGGGUCCCGGCGGCGGCCGCGGUCCCGGUCGCGCCCCGCCAGCCGGUACAGCGUGGGCUCCAUCGGGAUGGGCUACUGCGACACGUCGGACAACUGGACCGACCACGACAUGGACAUCUACAUGGCCCGAAACCCUACGACGCGGGGCGGGCUGGUGCCGUUAUAGCGCGCAGGCGGCGGGACG
Messenger RNA from Ostrinia nubilalis (European corn borer), 3047 nucleotides. It is a transcript of the gene haf, whose product is annotated as leucine-rich repeat and immunoglobulin-like domain-containing nogo receptor-interacting protein 1. The transcript has 5 exons. Gene Ontology annotation, cellular component: plasma membrane. The record is from RefSeq and is a predicted model, not a curated record. Gene Ontology annotation, molecular function: protein binding. Bases 489 to 3029 code for a protein of 846 amino acids. Lineage: Eukaryota; Metazoa; Arthropoda; Insecta; Lepidoptera; Crambidae.